UGAGUCGUUGAUGUAUUCGUUUCAUCGCCAUAAGGAUGAUGAUGAUGGACAUGGGCAUGUACGGGACCUACGGUAAGCCAGAUUCAUAUCCCAACUACGUGUUCGCUGGUCAAGGGAAUCAUCAUCAUCAGGCUUCUACCGUCGGUGGACAUGUGUCUGUACCACCAUCACCCGAUCUUGCACCGAGUCAUUACUACCCUCAGACUGCAGUGGCUCCUUACUCAUCUUCGUCAUCCGAAAGUUUCCUGACUGCUGAGUCUGGUGCUUCGUCGAGUACGCCGCCUCAAAGUUUCUACUCGCCGACGGGAGCUGUACUACACGAGGAUGGUACUACUACGGCGAUCAUUUCGUCGGAGAACGGUCUAAGUUAUACCAAUCUUGAUUAUGCUUCCUCUUCGACGUACUCAGGUCAACAACAACAACAACAACAACAACAACAACAACAACCACAAUCACACGCAGGAUCCCAUGGUUCGAACGAACCCCAUCAAAGUUACCAUGUACAGCAAAACACCUACAGAGAAGAUCAUCAUCAUCAUCAUCACCACCACCACCAUCAUCCACCGAGUCUUCAUCAAACUGCUACCUUACAAACCCAUCAAAGAACGGAACUUGAUUUGCACCAGCCAACCUCUAGUCAUCAUCAUCAUCAUCAUCCUCCUCCUCCUCCUCCUCCUCCUCACCUUCGGCAUGAACCCGAAUAUCAGGUACCAGUCGGUGCAACUCCCAAUUACGUUCACCAAUACGAAGAUUCUCUUCACUAUCACGCUCCGAUCAGACAGAACGAGUUCCCCGGUCAUCCUACAGGACAUUACAAAGAAGAGAAUCGUGAUCCAACCUCUUAUCACGCUCUUCCACAGCCAGGACAACAUUCUCAACAACAGCAACAACAUCCUCAUCCGCAACAUCCUCAUCAUCAGCAACACUCUCAUCAGCACCAACAACAACAACAACAACAACAACAACAACAACAACAACAGCAGCAAGCCCAAGUACCUACUUACAAAUGGAUGCAAGUUAAGAGAAAUGUUCCUAAGCCCGUCGCUACAAAGACGACUCACAAUGCUGGAGAUUUUAUCGGUAACACGGUCGGUGGUACAAAUCCAUCGGUUUAUGGAAAUUCAACGAGUGGUACCGUGAACUGUCUUACUGGCGGUCCAUUAGCUGGUAUAACAAGUGGCUUCAACAAUACCGGUCGUACGAACUUCACUAACAAACAACUAACCGAAUUGGAGAAGGAAUUCCAUUUUAACAAGUACUUGACACGCGCGAGACGCAUCGAAAUAGCCUCGGCCCUUCAACUAAACGAGACGCAAGUGAAAAUCUGGUUUCAGAAUAGACGAAUGAAGCAGAAGAAGAGAAUGAAGGAAGGCCUUAUACCGGCCGAUGGUGGAAACGUCACUCAACUAACUGGUGCGAGGAGUAGCAGUAAUUCACCGACGAGCAAUCACCAAACAACAACCAAUCAGGACAAUAUCGCUGGACUUAGUCUAUCCAGUUUUACCAGCGACAAUAGUCGAGAAUCACCGCCUAUAUCGAUCAAAGAUUAAUUCGAUCAUUUAUGAUCUUACGUUUCACGAUAAGACGAUGAUUGAAACUAAACUAAGACUCUAUUAAUAGGAAGCAAAAAAUAAUUAUUAAUAUCCAACCAAUGAGACAAAACAAAAAAAUAUUCCUCUUAUGUUUUCUUAAGAUAUUACUCGAAUAUUAUUAGAUUCAACAAUUUCAUUUAUACGGAUCUUAUUUUCGAAUCGUCACGUUUGUUAUAGCUGGAACUUCUUAAAUUUAACGAUUUAAGAUAUAAACAUAUUUUUAAUGUUUUUUUUUUUUUUAAAUUGAAAAAAAAUUUUUUUCUUCAUUUCAUUAUUUCCAUAAUUGAUAUUAAACUCGAGACAUAACUCUCGCAUUUAAAUAAAACAUAAAUGUAUGAAAGUUCGUCUUAAAAUUGAAAAUAUUUAUGAUUUAGUUGUUAUUUUAAUUAUUAUCCGAUAUAAGCGAAUUUUCUUACUACUUUGUGUUACAACGUUACCAAUGUAAAUUAUCUUAUUCUGAACGAUCUUCGUAAAUUUAUUUUUUUUUUUAUUUACAUGAUUACAUGAACUAUCUAAGAAGAAACUAAUGUCCUGAGAGAGCACUCGUUAGAUUAACAAAAAAAAGAGAAAAAAAAAAAGAAAAAAAAAAGGAAAAGAAACAGAAAACGAAAAAAAAUACACCUAGAGAUAAUACAAACCAUUUAGAUUAUGAGAUUAUCUUUUAAUUAGGUAAUCCUACUAUCGAUAAAAUAAACGAAGAUGCAAAUACAAUUGAUAGCAAAAAAAAAA
Messenger RNA from Vespa mandarinia (Asian giant hornet), 2321 nucleotides. RefSeq lists its product as uncharacterized. Gene Ontology annotation, biological process: regulation of transcription by RNA polymerase II. Gene Ontology annotation, cellular component: nucleus. The record is from RefSeq and is a predicted model, not a curated record. Gene Ontology annotation, molecular function: DNA-binding transcription factor activity, RNA polymerase II-specific; RNA polymerase II cis-regulatory region sequence-specific DNA binding. Lineage: Eukaryota; Metazoa; Arthropoda; Insecta; Hymenoptera; Vespidae.